This is a messenger RNA of Capsaspora owczarzaki ATCC 30864, 1409 nucleotides long. RefSeq lists its product as hypothetical. The record is from RefSeq and is a predicted model, not a curated record. Gene Ontology annotation, biological process: alternative respiration. Gene Ontology annotation, molecular function: alternative oxidase activity. Gene Ontology annotation, cellular component: mitochondrion. The transcript is spliced from 6 exons. NCBI's taxonomy places the organism in Eukaryota, Filasterea, Ministeriida, Capsasporidae. The coding region runs from base 53 to 1192 and encodes 379 amino acids.
UCUUCAUUCACUCUUCAUUCACUCUUCAUUCACUCACUUCAUCCACUUCAUCAUGUUGAGCCGCCUCGCUCCGUCGUCAGCAUCGGCAUCGUCUGCGGCUGCCAUCCGCACCAGCCUCGCUCGCAUCGCAACGCUUGCCCAGCCCAGCAGCGGCAGCAGCAGCAGCAAGCGGUUUGCUCCGAUCGCAAUCCGCCACUUUGCCGCUUCGCCUCGCCUGUCCACCACCACCACCACCACCACCACCCCAGUCAUGCGUUCCUUCAGCACCCGCGCGUCCGCUAGCAUUGCGAUGCAGCAACAGAACGCGCAGGGCCUCGACGCGCAGUCUGCGAAGGGCACCGCGACCGACAUUCUGCCUCCGCCGCUGCAGACCCGCACAACCCCCGUCGAAGAGGAGGCGGUGCACUUCCGCAUCAGCGAUCAGGUUGCGCAGGCCGUUCUGCAGCAGCACGCACCUGCGACUGCGGGCGAGAAGGACUACCUGCUGCCCCACCGCAUCUGGACCAAGGAGGAGCUCAGCCAGGUCGAGCUGACUCACCACAAGCCCGACAACCUCGUCGACUGGACUGCGUUCGCCGCCAUCAAGUGCAUCCGCCUCGGGUUUGACGUGCUCUCGGGCUUUGCGUUCGGCGAGCGCACCCCGGACAAGUGGCUCACCCGCAUCAUCUUCCUCGAAACGGUCGCAGCGGUGCCAGGAAUGGUCGGCGCCAUGAUCCGCCACCUGCAGUCCCUCCGCCUCAUGCGCCGCGACCACGGCUGGAUUCACACGCUGCUUGAGGAAGCUGAGAACGAGCGCAUGCACCUCCUUACCGCUCUGCAACUGAAGCAGCCCUCGCAGCUCUUCCGCCUGGCCGUGCUUGCAGUCCAGGGUGUGAUGACCAACACCUUCUUCUUCCUGUACAUUCUGGCGCCGCGCUUUGUGCAUCGCUUUGUCGGCUACCUCGAGGAGGAGGCUGUCUACACUUACACCAAGUGCCUUGACGACAUCAAGACGGGCAAGCUGCCAGAGUGGAAGACGGGCAAGGCUCCUGAGAUUGCGAUCAACUACUGGAAGCUCGACAAGGCAGCGACGAUGGAGGAUGUCAUUUACGCCAUCCGCAGCGACGAAGCGCAUCACCGCCUUGUCAACCACACCUUUGCCAACCUGCAUCAGCUUGGCCAGUCUCGCAACCCCUACGGACCUGGCGAAUAAAGACAAGCGCGAUGAGUUUUUGUUUUCGAGUCAGACACGGACGCUUUGAACUGUUGAGCGCUGUCUCUGCGUUGCCUGUAUUUUUUUUUUUCUGGUUUAAUUCGUCGGAAACCGCCGCCUUGUCCGCCAUCAAUAUUACAGUUGGGUUUUUUUUUGUGAGCACAACAACCGUUUGUUUGGGCUUCGAUUCCAUUCUUUCUUUCUUUCUUGUCUUUCC